ACCCGUGAUUAGGGUUUUGUUUGAUUGUGGUUUUUAACGAAAUAUUAUAUAAAAGUAAAUACUGUUUUUAUUUUAGUUGCACGUGCUUCAUGUGUUUAAUCAGCCAAAGAUGAGUUCUGCAAAGAAAAGUGUCGGGAAACGUCCAGCUAAGCGUAAAAGCGUAGUGAAUUGUUGUCGAGCGUGUCUCGCGACGGACGUGAAGCUUGUUCAUAUGCUCGAGCACAAGCUUGAUGAAGAGUUCUUCCGUGUGACGGGGAUCGUUGUAGUUGAGAAGGACAUGCUCCCGCUGCACUUGUGCGUGUGGUGCGCCGCGUUCUUGCGGAGCUGCGCUGCGUUCAGGAGCAAGUGUGUCCGGGUCAACGAGCUAAUCCUACCGCUGCAAGGCAAGUUGACCAUAGAUUCUGUUCGCGCCAUGGACCGCUUCGCUAACCAACUGGUAAACCUGACUCUGACUGACAUCGAAGUUGAAGGUACCGAUGAAAAAUCAAGUGUACCGCUUGAUUUGAAACCAAUAGCAAUGAACAAUGAAAAGAAAGAAUUGUUUGUGGAUAUACAGAGCUCCUACGAAAAUGAGAUUAAGAUUCAUGUAAAGGACGAAAUAAAAAAAACUGAUCUCGAUAAUGAUGAAUAUCAUGAGACAUUUGAAGAUGGUUUUGAAAAUACAGUGUUUAUCGAAGCCAAGUUAGAAAAUGUUUCAGAUAAGAUACAUGAUACAACGCAAAGUGUAGAUACAUGUAUGGGAAUAAAAGGGCAGAAGGAAGUUUGCUAUGCAAGGAGAAAAAGGAGGAAAAAACCUCAUUUGUCGAGGUCCGCAGAGAACGAUUUUUUGCCGGCAGUGGAUGUGGAAGAACUCAAGAAAACCUGGAAUGUGGAUGUCGAAAUAUUAACACAUGAACAGCAGCUGGCGGAGAUAGCGGAGCGCCGAGACUCCGCCGAGUACCGCCAGGCGCAGUACCCGUGCGAGCCCUGCGGGCGCUACUUCCAGGUGGAGAAGGCCUACAGGAACCACAUGCUCAAACACGACAGGAAAGGACAACACAAGUGCCCAGUGUGCACGAUUCGUUUCAGCCUGCAAUGCAGGAUGUGGCGCCACCUAGACACUCACCGCUUCAAGUACGUGUGCCGCGAGUGCGGGUUCGUCUCCCGGACCAGACAACAAGCGGUUCUACAUCACUCUUAUCACGAAGGCAAGAUGUAUACCUGUCAGUACUGCAGGAAACAGUUCAGAAAACUUUCGACGUAUCUCGGGCACGUUCGGCGACGGCACAAGACGAUGCACAUCGCUUGCGAGAUGUGUGGCGAGACCUUUAUCAACAACAAAGGCUUGAGCUACCACAAGGCUUGCGAGCACGGUGUGUCGCUCAAAAAGUAUCGUGAAUGCAAGAUCUGUUCAGUAACGUUCGUCAGCGAAGACGCGUUGAAGAAGCAUCAAGAAACCGGCGCACAGAAAGACCACGCUCUGCUCAGCCCGUGCGCGCAGUGCGGGGACAACUUCGAUACUGCGGACGCGCUGAAGGAACACGUGGACGGCGAGCAUCCGAGCUGCGAAGAGUGCAAUACAACAUUCGUGGACGCGGAGUCAUAUGACGUGCACAUCGAGCGCAAGCAUUACGGCGACCCACAAGCCGCCUGGAGAAAGGAGGCCAACCUCCACACGAUGGCACUUGGCCAAGAGCCGCCCUUCCGGUUCCGGUGCCGGAAUCCGGUAAAGAAAGAAAAAAAAUAUACGUCUUGUUGCGAGCAUUGCGGGAAGGCGUUCACGAACAUUGGUCUCCUGCGCCUGCACUUGAGGAAGCACACGGGAGAAACACCAUACGCUUGCGAGCACUGCCCGAAGCGUUUCGUCACAAAACAAAGAAUAGCGGCCCAUAUGCCCGUGCACACGGGGGAGAAACCGUUCAAGUGUGAGCAGUGCGGCGCCGCCUUUACCAACAAGUGCAACCUGCAUCGGCACGUGCGAAAUGCCCACAUGACACACGCGGGGGAGAAACCAUUCACGUGCGAGCAGUGCGGCGUCGCCUUCACAGACAAGUGCAACAUGCAGCGUCACGUGCGAAACGUGCACUUGGGCAUUCGCAAGAACUCCGUUUGCGACAUUUGCGGGCGAGUGUUCUCAACAAAGUUCGCGAUGAUUAUGCACGUGCGCACAGUGCACAACGGCGAGCCGUGGCCGAAACGUGCCCCCAGGAAGAAACAAACAACUAUAAAACACGCUCAAGAUGAAGAUAUAAACGUAUAUCCUUGAAGAGAUCACAGGAUGAACAUAUGGAGGAGUUUUGAAUGAUUCACGGUUAUCUUCAUUAGACCAUAAAUUAAAUAUAACAAGAUCAUACCAUCCCAUACAUUAAAAUGCGACCGCCUAAGACCGCGCUUACACUCCAUCACACAUA
Messenger RNA from Leguminivora glycinivorella, 2390 nucleotides. RefSeq names its product zinc finger protein 791-like. Gene Ontology annotation, molecular function: DNA-binding transcription factor activity, RNA polymerase II-specific; zinc ion binding; RNA polymerase II transcription regulatory region sequence-specific DNA binding. The transcript has 13 exons. Bases 110 to 2245 code for a protein of 711 amino acids. NCBI's taxonomy places the organism in Eukaryota, Metazoa, Arthropoda, Insecta, Lepidoptera, Tortricidae. Gene Ontology annotation, biological process: regulation of transcription by RNA polymerase II. Gene Ontology annotation, cellular component: nucleus. The record is from RefSeq and is a predicted model, not a curated record.